AUGGAGGACGGCGACGGGCCAGCCCUCGUCGAAAGCAUUGUGCAGAGCACAACGAACAUAGAGUUGGUCGUCGAGGCGCUACAAACCUCGGAUGGAGGAGAGGUGCUCAAAAGCUUGGGCGUUGAGUUGGAGGAGGAGGGCGCGCAGCCUGCCGAGCCGGCGCGGGGCCUGGGCUGGCUGUUCGUGCACCAAUUCCUGCUGCUGGAGCAGAAGCACGCGGGCCACCAGGACUCAGGCCCCCCAAAUGCGGACGCUCUGAUGAUGGAGGGUCUCCUCGGCUGGGCCUCUGGCGGUGGCGAGCUGAGGGCGCCCGUCGUCGCCCUCGUCAAAGACGGCCGUGUCAUCGAAAGGGUCCUGCCCCUCUCCCGCGCCUCGGCGGCGCCCCUGGCCAGCCAGCGCCCCCUGUCGCGCGCCGCGCAGCUGGCCGAGCGAUUCGGGGUGGGGCGCGGCGCGCUCGCCGUGGCAGCCGCAAAGGGGCGCGUGCUGCGGGCGCUGCGGGAGCUGGCUUUCAACAAGCAGAGGCUGCGGGAGCUUGCAGAGCAGCAGGCUGCUGGGGCCGGCGAUGCUGGUGGAACGCACCUUGAACAGGCGGCGGGGCCAGCCGAGGGUGCGAGCCACCUGCAGGAGGGCGUGGCUUUGCAUACCGACGAGGUGGCGCGGAAGAGCCGGGAAAUGUGGGAGGCAGUGAGCGCACUCAAGGCACUGCUGCGGCUCCAACAGGGAACAUCGCAGCAUCAGCAGGAGCAGCAGCACGAUGAGCAGCAGCAGCAGCAGCAGCAGCAGCAGCAGCAGCAGCAGCAGCAGCAGCAGCAGCAGCAGCAGCAGCAGCAGCAGCAGGGGGAGCGGCAUCAGCAGCAGGCCAAUGUAACGCAGGAGCAGCAGCCGCCGCCGCCGCCGCCGCCGCCGCCGCCACCGCAGCAGCAGCAGCCGCCGAUCCAGCAGCAUGUGCCGCCGUCGCAGCAGCAGCAGCCGCGGCAGCCGGCGCCAGCAGUGGCCACCACUGACCGCCACGCAAGCGCACUGCGGGAAGGCAGCUCAGCGCUGGCAGUGCCUCACGCAGCGCCAGCUGUCAGCGACGCUGCGCCCCCCAGCCUGCCGCCGUCUGGGCCCUCUGGGAGCAGCGUCGGCGGCGCUGGCGCUCCAAUCGGCAGCCCGCCUCUCGUCACCCUCACGUCGGCUGACGGCCAGCAACGCAAAACUGGCCUGCUGCACAUUCUGUUUGUCCCGGAAGCCGAUCUGAGGGAGAUUUUGACAGAUGCGGACUCUGUGCUUGCCCGGGCGCAUGCCUAUGCAGCGGCGCAUCCGGACGAGAUGGAGAGGGCUCGCGAGGAGGUCGCGCGAGCGAGAGGGCAGCAGGGGCAGCCGCAGGCGCGACCAGGAGCUGGCGGUGACAGGGAGGGGCGCGGGGUGAAACGCGAGGACGCCGGGGCGGGAACGGCGAUGGGGCAGCGCGUGGGCGAGGCUGGCCUGGCGCAGCAAGAGCAGCAGACGCAGGCGCGGGCGCAGCCGCAGCCGCAGCCGCAGGCGCAGCCGCAGCCGCAGGCGCAGCCGCAGCCGCAGGUGCAGGUGCAGCAGCGGCAGCACCAGGGUGGGGUUCCGGAUCUUGAAUCGCCGUUCUUGCAGCAAACGCAGCUGGCAGCACAAGCAGCGGGCCUGGAGGAUGCGCAGACUGGGCAGCAGCAGCAGCAGCAGCAGCAGCAGCAGCAGCAGCAGCAGGAUGCGCGUCUGCUGGCCUAUGGCAGCAGCGUGCCUAUCGCGCAGGCGGCGUCGCAACAUUCUCGCGACCCACGGCGCCGGCAGUACGAGCAGCACGUUCAGCAGCAGCAGCAGCAGCAGCAGCAGCAGCAGCAGCAGCAGCAGCAGCAGCAGCAGCAGCAGCAGCAGCAGCAGCAGCAGCAACUGCAGCCGCCGCAACAGCAGCAGCAGCCGCCACAACCCGUUGAAGUCUUCACCCCCUGCGCACUGUGUGCUUCCGGCAAGCCGGACUGGCGCGGCACAGUGGUCUGGUCGGACCGCGGCCCCGGCCUCGACGGCCGCCCGCCGCUGCCAGGAGACGACAUCGGGAUCGACGUGUGCGGGCACUUCUUUGCGCCGCAGGCACUGCGGUCGUCGGACCCCGGUUUUUGGGCGCGCUACUCGCGGCUGCCGCCCGUGAUCAGGAUGGGGCCGGGUUUCGUGGCUCAGGAUGUGGCGUUCCCGCGCGCGCCGCCAAAGGAGGGGCGCACCUGGGAUGGCGCCACGAUGCUGCUGGCGCCGGCGAGUGCGGACAGCACCCAGCGCAUGCACGACGUCCAUUCCAAGAUGCGGUUCAGCUGGAAUCAGCACAAGGACAAGACGGUCGAUUUUGGCGGCUUUGAGGACAGCUGCGACCUUCCGCCCUCUGCAUCGGCCGCGCUCGCAAACGGCACGGUCGCCAGCGCCGGCGCCGGCCCUACGGCUGAUCCUGCUGGCGGCAGGGGCCAGCAGCAGCAGCAGCAGCAGCAACGCCAGCACACGCAGAAGGUUCCCCAGGUGAUCAACCCCUACCCGCUGCUGCCGCGCAUGGGCGCCGCGGCGUGCCUCACGUGGCACGCGCUCGAGGGCGCGGCGGCGGCGGCGCGCGCGGCCGAUGCGGUGGAGUCGGCGCGGCGCGCGCAGGGCGGGGAGCUGCGGGAGCUGCCUGGGUUGUUGACCGGCGCGGUUCGGCCGCGGUCCUGCGAGGAGCUGUGCCGCGAGGUGGGGCUGGUGGCCCCCCUGCACUAUGUGAAGCCUGUGCAGACUGGGUACCCCCAGGACUCUGACGCCCGCCUGGUGUCCAAGGUGCUCGAAACCGUCGCCGGCGUCGCCGCGGCCGCGUCCACCAAGGUGCUCUACACCUUCAAGGAGCCCGCCAGCCCCCACCUCGCAGCCGCCCUCGAGGGCCGCGCCGUGGGCGACGCCGAGGUCGUGACCGCCACGCUGCGGGAGGUCCAAGGGUUCGCGGCGGUCGCGGCCGCCUCGGGGGCGGCUGCGACGCGCCGCGGCUCAGGGGGCGGGGACGGGGCGCUGUGCAUCGUCGAGACGGCCGGCGGCGUCGCAUCGCCGGCGCCCUCCGGAACGAUCAUGUCGCUGCUGAUCCGAGGCUACGAGGUUGCGGCGAUCGCCAUGGUCCGGGAGCAGCGGAGGGGCAACUUCGACGCCGUCGCGUCGCUGCUCGGCCGCGCGGCGCCGCACCGUGCGGGGCGGCCGCUGCCUGUUGUCGGGCUGCCGCCGUGCGCGGCGCCGCCGGCGGGGGCGGGCGCGGGCGCCUCUGCCCCCGGCGGCGCGCUCGACGCCUCCCUGGUGGACUGGCUCUCGGCCUCUGGCCCGGCCUUUGAGGAGCUGCUGGCGGUUGUCAGGGAGCACCACGCGCGGCGGCUGGCGUGGCUGGGCGGCGCGGCGGACGGCGCGCGGCGCGCGGUGUGGUGGCCGUUCACGCAGCACGGCAACGUGGGCAGCGGGUGCGCGCGGGCGCGCACGGGCUCGCGGUCAGGGUGUCAGGCGCCCCGCUUGAUGGGUUCGGCCUUUUUCUUGCACUCUCGCCCGCGACUUCGCGACUGCACAGGAUCCCGCUCUCCUGCAUUCGAUCGGCCGAUCGCCGAUUGCAUCGGCCCCGCCACCCUGAAGUCAUGA
Molecule: messenger RNA, 3630 nt
Organism: Monoraphidium neglectum
Lineage: Eukaryota; Viridiplantae; Chlorophyta; Chlorophyceae; Sphaeropleales; Selenastraceae
Exons: 13
Coding region: 1-3630 (1209 amino acids)
Biological process (GO): positive regulation of DNA-templated transcription
Cellular component (GO): SWI/SNF complex
Source: RefSeq, a predicted model, not a curated record